Messenger RNA from Clunio marinus, 1947 nucleotides. NCBI's taxonomy places the organism in Eukaryota, Metazoa, Arthropoda, Insecta, Diptera, Chironomidae. The record is from the annotation of a GenBank genome assembly.
AUGGAGACGAUAUCCGAGGAGGACGAGAUUGAAGAUAAAAUAAAGAAACGCUAUGGAAAUUUGGGGAAUGUAUUAUGUCACACAAUUGAUCGGGGAGCGAACGCAAACAUUGGAAUCUCGCUUGCGGGUCAUCGCGAUCGUAAUAAGAUGGCAUGUUUCAUAGCUGGAAUUAAUCCGAAGGGGAUUGCAUCAUCGACGGGUGGGUUGGAGAUUGGUGAUGAGAUUCUCGAAGCAAAUGGAGUUGUAUUGCAUGGGCGGUGUCAUUUGAAUGCUUCGGCAAUAAUUAAAGGCCUUCCAGGGCCAGUCCUUCAGUUAAUAGUUCUUAGGAGAAAACAGGCUGUAGAAGAUUUAGCUGUAAAACCGGUGACUCAAUUUCCUGUUGAAAUAUCCAAUGAAGACGCUUUUGCCAGUUUUAAGAAUGUUCGUCAUGUAACAAUCAAAAAGGGAAACCAAAGCUUAGGAAUAAUGAUAAUAGAAGGUAAACAUGCGGAAGUUGGACAAGGCAUCUUUGUCUCCGACAUUCAAGAAGGAUCUAGCGCUGAAAAGGCCGGACUCAACAUUGGAGAUAUGUUGUUAGCUGUGAACAAAGAUUCGCUUUUGGGAUGCAAUUAUGAAACGGCAGCUAGUAUGCUUAAGAAAACUGAAGGCAUUGUGGUGCUAACUGUGUGCAAUCCUAACAAGAAGGAUAUUAAAGAUAAAGAAGAAAUAAAAGACAAAGAAGCUGAUCCAAAACAUCCAAGCCGUCCCGUUACACCAAAACCUCAACCAUCACCUGCGAAAGAAGUUCCUGCCGAUCCAGCGACAUGCGGGAUUGUGGCAAAUCAUAAUAUUCACAUUGAAAUGAAAUUGGAUAAUCAACCAAUUGGAAUACAAGUUGCUGGUGGCAGUGAUACUUUAGUUAAUACUGGCGUGGUAAUAGUUAACAUUAUACCUGGAAGUAUUGCCGACAAAGAUAAGCGAUUGCAGGUUUUUGAUCAAAUAAUUGAAAUCAAUACGACGAAGAUGACAUCGGAAAUGUCAAGUGAGCUUGUUCAAAGGGCGGUGAAAAUGACAAUUUAUCGAGCAGAUCCAGCUGAAGUUGAUACAAUUGAAGUGGAAUUGACGAAAAAAUCCGGAAAGAAUCUUGGUAUUGGAUUUUUCACAACAAAUCCUCGUGGAAUUCUCGUUACCGAUAUCAUUCCUGGAGGUCUCGCAGAUCUCGAUGGCCGCAUCCAAAAAAGUGAUAUUGUGACACAUGUCAAUUCAGAAAAUAUAAGCAAUAUGAAUUUGGAUGAUUGCUCGACACUUCUAAAAACCGUUCAAGGAAAAGUCGUUUUGAAGUUGCUGAGAGCAAAGCCGAAAAAGCGAACCAGUUAAAGUAAAAAACUCGAAGCCAAAGUUACAAGCUCUUAUGUGGACCUUUUCUUAUCCCUCCGGCAAGUUGGAUACAAGCUAAAGAGAGAUUGAAAAAAUAAAUAAAUAAAACUUAUGACAUAAGAAAAAGAAAAUUCUAAAUAACUAAGUUAAAUGUCAAAGAUUAGAUUUUUAAAUUUAUCAUCGUCGUCGGUCCUCUUCCACCCAUGAAAUAUAUUUAUAUAGAUAUAAUUAUAUUUUUUUGGAAAAGCAUGAAGUCGAAUCUAAUCAUGUGUGGAAACUCGGCGUUCAGCAGAAGGUUUUUACUAUCGUAAUCAUUGUUGCCUCUCCUACUUUUUGAUGUUCCAUUUUUGUUACAACAAGAAAAAAACUAACUUAAAAAUUAAUUAAAUUAUAAAAACAUGAAUCAAUUAUGUCAACAAAAACGAUGCUAAAAUUUUUGUUCAAAAUAAUGCAAUUUUAUAUUAUUCAGAAAGUCGAUAGGAAAAGAAGAGAAUAGAAAAAUAAAUUCAAAGUUUAUUGGUGUUGAUUAGUCGAUAAAAACGCAAAAACCACUAAGGAUAACAAGCAAAGCAAAGCAAAAAAAACUCCAUC